Molecule: messenger RNA, 2052 nt
Organism: Symbiodinium sp. CCMP2592
Lineage: Eukaryota; Dinophyceae; Suessiales; Symbiodiniaceae
Source: the annotation of a GenBank genome assembly
AUGAAGGCCACGAAACAGGCUCUGGAUCGUGGCUUGAAGUACAAGGAAGCAUUGCGGGAUCACAAAACAGCUGCACCUUCCAGUUCCUCCAAAUGGAGGCCCCCCAGCAUCCCACUUACAACGCCAGUGGGAGUGGCGGAUAUGACAUUGGGUGACAUGAUGAAGAAAGAGAAGCUCAGCUACCCUGAUGCCGUUACUGUUUUCCUUGCUUUCAAUGAGUCCCUGGCGAAGAAGCCUUCCAAGAAGCCCAAGAAAGCCGAGAAAGCCAACACGAACUCCUCAGCAGGUGAGUCAGCAGCCCCGGCCGAAGCCGAUGAACCCCAGCCGAAGCGCAAGAAGACCAAAGCCGAGGAAGCCGAUAAGAAAUCCGGAAAGCAGCCCCCAGCCAAGGAAGCCGGUAAGAAAUCCAGAAAGCAGCCCCCGUCUGAAGCUCCAGUCGAUUCUGUGGACACUGGCAAGAGAAGCUCUGUGGCUCCGAAAGCCAAAGCUUCUAAAGCCAAGGCUCCUCCACCAUUGAAGCGCAAAGGAGCUUUUGUGCAUGAACCUGAGGCUGAGGUGCUCGAGGCGCCGUCCAAGCGACUGAGAGGUAAGACUGGUGCAGCAAACCAGAUCCCCGAAGACACACAAGCAGACCAGAUCCCCGAAGACAUCCCCGAGAACCCCAACCCGGAGGAAGACGACGAGGACAGUGCCCUUUUCAAGGAUUGGGAUGAGCUCUGCUAUGAGUACGACCUAUGGAGACAAGGACUUCCUCAACAGAGUGAGCUGGACGCUGCUUUGAAGGCUCACAGAAAUUCUGCUCCCGUGACUCCUGUGCCAGCAGUUAAGUCGGGGCCGGAUGCACAGUGCCUGCUGGCACUGCCUGGGCCGGAGCCGCCCCGUGGUGAUGCGUCUGGUAGUACCUUUGUGGACAGUCAAGCCAGGCUGCACGCAAGCCGCCUCACCAACAAGGACCGCCAGGACUCCCAGACGAAUCUCAGCGAUCUCGGGCCCUCGGCAAGCCAAGUUGCAAGUGCACUUGACAUGAGCGUGCUGUUGCAGCGUGUGCAGCAGUUGGAACUGGAAAAGGCCGAACUUCAGUCGCAGCUCAGCAGCGACUCGAAAAGUACCACUUCGGAAACAAAGGACCCCGUGCCCGAAGACGCUUCGAAAGAACCCGCUGCAUCAAAGCCUGUGGCUACGCCUGUCAGGGCCAAGGUGCAUGUGUUCCACGAUUCGCCGUCGCCUGCCCCAGCGAACCAUGCUCUUCCCGCCUGUCUGAGCGACUUAAAGAUCAAGACUCAAGCCCAGCCGGUUCCAAGACCAACGGAGAUGCCAACGGAUGGGUCAGACGUCAAGCUGGAGGAGCCGUCUGAGAGGAUUUCAUCUGCUACGCACCGAAAAGAAUAUGCCAAACUCAACCGAUUGCACGAUGCUGGAGCACUGGCCAACUACCCGAGCAUGCUGGCGUUGCAGGAGGAGGGCACCCUGGAUGAGAAGCGCAAGCUGUUGCGCAACUGGGUGCUUUCGGGCCAGAACUUGCAGGCUUGCGAGAGCGCCAUCGAGGUUUCGCAGGAGUCCGGUGUGCGUGGCGAGAAAGUCUGGAUGCAGAUCCCUGUGAAGAACAUGCUGAAGCAGAACUUCAAAGCGAACUGUCGUCCGGGAUCACAAUUCUUUGAUGCUCCUAUUCCUGGUGCCGAUCCGGGCCUCCUCAAUAAGAAGGCUGCCACGACCCAGCAAGCACCGCUGAAGGCCGAUGUCCUGAGGGCUUUCGACAAGCGCAAGGACGAGUUGAGUCAGCUCGCACUGCAGGAGGCAAGUGCUGGACGCAAUCAGAGACGGCCGGCAGCGAAAGCCACGUCACGACGAGCGGGGUCGGUUGCAGGAUCUACGGCGACCACUGUUAAAGCAAGCUCCUUGAUCAAUGAGGAGCUCAAGAAGAGUGUGAAUGGCAUCACGGACCUGAUCUUUGAUAUGGGGGAUGCUUCUGAUGAUGAUUCCCAGAGGCUGCUCAAGGACCUCAAGGGUCACAAGAAGAGGCUCGAAAUGCUCGCGAGGAAGCAACCAGUCUAA